This is a messenger RNA of Musa acuminata AAA Group (dessert banana), 1567 nucleotides long. Its product is annotated as protein disulfide isomerase-like 2-3. The transcript is spliced from 9 exons. Gene Ontology annotation, cellular component: endoplasmic reticulum lumen. Bases 96 to 1391 code for a protein of 431 amino acids. Gene Ontology annotation, biological process: response to endoplasmic reticulum stress. Gene Ontology annotation, molecular function: protein-disulfide reductase activity; protein disulfide isomerase activity. The record is from RefSeq and is a predicted model, not a curated record. NCBI's taxonomy places the organism in Eukaryota, Viridiplantae, Streptophyta, Magnoliopsida, Zingiberales, Musaceae.
UCUUAGUUUAUAUUCUCGAUCGCUUUUAUGGUUUGCGAGUUAUAUGUAGUUUCCGCGAUUAGCGAAGCACUUCGAUAGCUAGAAAUUAAAAGAAAAUGUUGGUUGCUCUCCUCUUCUUCUCCGCUCUCCUUUGCAUCGGCGCCCCGGCGAAUGCCCUAUACUCGCCCUCUUCCCCCGUCGUCCAACUCAAUCCCUCCAACUUCAAAUCCAAGGUCUUAAACUCGAACGGGGUCGUGCUGGUGGAGUUCUUUGCUCCCUGGUGCGGCCACUGUCAAGCUCUGACCCCAACAUGGGAGAAAGCAGCCACCGUCCUUAAAGGUGUCGCCACCAUCGCCGCUCUUGAUGCCGAUGCUCACAAGUCCCUCGCUCAGGAAUAUGGAAUCAAAGGAUUUCCUACGAUCAAGGUAUUCUCACCUGGCAAACCCCCAGUAGAUUAUCAAGGAGCACGGGAUGUAAAGCCUAUUGCAGAGUUUGCUCUCCAGCAGGUUAAAGCACUUCUUAAAGAACGAUUGAGUGGCAAGGCAUCUGGGGAUUCAAGUGAAAAAUCUGAACCAAGUGCUUCAGUUGUAUUGACUUCUCAAAACUUUGAUGAGCUUGUCAUCAAAAGUAAAGACGUGUGGAUUGUGGAGUUCUUUGCACCAUGGUGUGGACACUGCAAAAAACUAGCACCAGAGUGGAAGAAAGCUGCAAAUAACCUGAAGGGGAAGGUUAAGUUGGGCCAUGUUGAUUGUGAUGCUGAAAAGCAGUCCUUGAUGAGCAGGUUCAAUGUACAAGGCUUUCCAACCAUCUUGGUAUUUGGUCUUGAUAAGAGCAGCCCCUAUCCUUAUGAGGGUGCUAGAACUGCUUUAGCCAUUGAGGCAUAUGGAUUGGAACAGCUGGAAGCCAAUAUUGCUCCUACUGAAGUGUCUGAGUUGACAGGCCCGGAUGUGAUGGAAGAUAAGUGUGCUUCAGCGGCUAUAUGUUUUGUAGCUUUCCUCCCUGACAUCUUGGAUUCAAAGGCAGAGGGAAGAAAUAAAUACCUCGAACAUCUCUUAUCAAUUGCUGAGAAAUUCAAAAGGAGUCCUUACAGCUUUGUUUGGUCAGCUGCUGGCAAGCAGGCGGAUCUUGAGAACCAUGUUGGCGUUGGUGGUUAUGGUUACCCAGCUUUGGUAGCUUUGAAUGUAAAGAAGGGUAUUUAUGCUCCACUCAAAAGUGCCUUUGAAAAUGAUCAGAUCAUCGAGUUCAUCAAAGAAGCAGGUCGUGGUGGAAAGGGGAACCUGCCACUUCAAAACACCCCGACUAUUGUUAAAAUUGAACCAUGGGAUGGUAACGAUGGUGAGAUCAUCGAGGAGGAUGAAUUUUCUCUUGAUGAGCUCAUGGGUGAAGAUAAAUCAGCUAAAGAUGAGCUAUAACAGCAAAGAGUAGAUGAGAAGGAUUUUGAUGGAAUGUGCUCUAGUUUAGUUUCCGAACUCUGAUGUUGACAUUGGUAGUCUCUGAGUCAAUAUUCAAGCUCGUAUCACUUGAAGACUUUACAUGUGGCUCAAUUUUUUUGAGAAGUAUGAUCAAUAUGAUGAACUUGAACUGUGUA